Molecule: messenger RNA, 1019 nt
Organism: Boleophthalmus pectinirostris (great blue-spotted mudskipper)
Lineage: Eukaryota; Metazoa; Chordata; Actinopteri; Gobiiformes; Gobiidae
Gene: rgs5b
Product: regulator of G protein signaling 5b
Exons: 5
Coding region: 74-610 (178 amino acids)
Source: RefSeq, a predicted model, not a curated record
AAGCGCUAAGAGCUCUCGGACUCACAACAACUUACAAUUUACUACUCUUUGGAUUAUAACAUAAAACUUCAACAUGUGUCGAGGACUGGACUCACUGCCGAUCACCUGCCUCGAACGGGCAAAAGAGCUUAAAGCACUGUUUGGAAAUUUUCUGCAGAAGUCAGAUCACUGCGUUACAGCACAGUGCAAGAAGAAUGACAAAGCUAGGUUGAACUUAGAGGAGCCCCUAAAGUGGAAGGAGUCCUUUGACAAACUGUUAUGCAGCCAAAAUGGUCUCUGCCUGUACAGGGCUUUCCUUGUUUCCGAAUUCAGCGAGGAAAAUAUUGCUUUCUAUUUGGCAUGUGAGGACUAUAAGAACUCCAAACCCUCUAAAAUGUCAGCAAAAGCCAAGAAAAUCUAUGAUGAGUUCAUCGGCUCUGAUGCACCAAGAGAAGUUAAUCUCGAUCACACCACCAAAGCCAUCACCAGAGCAAACCUGGAGAACCCCACCGCAUCCUGUUUUGACUUGGCCCAAGCCAAAAUCUACACUCUUAUGGAGAAGGACUGCUACCCACGCUUCCUCAAAUCUUCCACAUACCUGGAGCUCAGCAGAAAGGCCAAGACGGGCUGAACAUUAUGUGAAAAAGAAAUGUCCACUGGAAAAGAAAAGUUUCCCAAAAAAUGGAAACAAGACGCACAACUGAGACUACAGGCGCUCAGACAGGACAAAUACCUCAGUCGCAGGGGCAUGCUGGGAAAUAGAGUUCUCUGGAGAUUGGUGAAGACUAGUGUUAAUGCUUUAUGCUGAGGAAUACUAGUUAAUAUGGACUAAUGGAGACAGUCGAUUAGAAUACGCAGACUUUGAAAAUGGGAUGUCCUGUACAUACCAGAGUGGCAUACGUUUCACUAUAGACACUUUAAUUUAUUUCAAAGACGUAUUUAUUUGUUAUUUAUUUAUUGUAUUAAUAUGUCAAGAAAAAGUACUGUAUUUUUACCUAAACGAGACAAAAUAAAUAAAUUAAAUAUAUUUUUUGUAGAAA